Molecule: messenger RNA, 2453 nt
Organism: Dromiciops gliroides (monito del monte)
Lineage: Eukaryota; Metazoa; Chordata; Mammalia; Microbiotheria; Microbiotheriidae
Gene: SLC39A7
Product: solute carrier family 39 member 7
Exons: 8
Coding region: 378-1961 (527 amino acids)
Biological process (GO): zinc ion transmembrane transport; intracellular zinc ion homeostasis
Cellular component (GO): membrane
Molecular function (GO): zinc ion transmembrane transporter activity
Source: RefSeq, a predicted model, not a curated record
GAGAAGGGCAGGAUAUUGCCAGGGUCUUGGAAUGGGGCGCCAGAUCUGGCGGAACAAGGUACUUCACUUUGCCCUAUACCAAGAUGGCAGCACGGUGGUGGUAGCCAUCUAAGUAAGGAUAGGAAGCCACUGAGUUAGCUUCCGCCCUUCACCAAGGUGGAGGAGGCCGUUCCGUUCUUUCCGGCUGGCCCACUUCCUCCGUACACGCAUGCGUUAUCACGGGACAAGUUUCACCGUAGCUGUAGCUGCCGUCCGGGUAAAAGAAAGGGGCGGAGAAAGGGCGGAACUUCCUCUUCUCGCGGGAGCGGGGAGCGCGGGAGUGCCACGUCCGUCCGUGGAAACCCGGGAGAGAGAAGACUCCGGAGCCGAUAAUCGAGAUGGCCCACAGAUCCCCAGGGGCCAGAUGCUGGGCAGCUGUGGGGUUGGUGACUUGGGUUGCCCUAGAGCUGCUGGUAUCUGGACUUGGGGGCCAUGCAGACUUGCAUGAAGAUAUGCAUGAAGAUUUCCACCAUCCUGGCCAUGGGCACUCACACAAGGAUUUCCACCAUCAUGACCAUGGGCAUUCACAUGAGGAUUUCCACCAUCCUGGCCAUGGGCACUCCCAUGAAGAUUUCCAACAUCAUGGCCAUGGACAUUUGCACAAAGAAUUCCACCAUCAUGGUCAUGGGCACUCUCAUGAAGAAUUCCAGCAUCAUGGCCAUGGACACUUGCAUGAUGAUUUCCAUCAUGGUCACAGCCAUGCACCAGGACAUCAUGGCCACACACAUGAGAGCUUUUAUUAUGACUCCGAUCCCUUGCACAAUAGACAUUCACAUGAAGGAAAUGAACACAGCCACAGAGGUCACACUCAUGACCAUGGACACAGCCACACUCAUGAAUAUGGACAAAGCCCCAAAGCUAUUGGGGAUUCUGAAGUUCUAGGCAGCGGGCAGGACUUGGAUACUAUCAGCCUUUGGGCAUAUGCUCUGGGGGCAACAGUGCUGAUCUCAGCAGCUCCAUUUUUCAUCCUCUUCCUUGUGCCUGUGGAAUCCAAUUCCCCACAGCACCGCUCACUCCUGCAAAUCCUGCUCAGCUUUGCCUCUGGGGGACUUCUGGGGGAUGCCUUCCUGCAUCUCAUACCUCAUGCCCUGGAACCUCAUUCUCAUCAUGGGGAUGUGGAACUUCAACCUGAGGAAAGGCCAGGACAUGGACACUCCCAUAGCCACCAGGGCCCUGUUCUCUCUGUUGGGCUCUGGGUUCUCGGUGGAAUUGUUGCCUUUCUUGUGGUGGAGAAGUUUGUGACACAUGUGAAGGGAGGACAUGGACAUGCACAUGGACAUGGACAUGGACAGGAACAUAGGCAAUGUGAAUCCUCAAAGGAAAAACAGAGCUCAGAUGAGGAAGAGAAGGAGAAAGAGAUUGGAGGGGCAAGGAGGAGAAGGGGAGCAGGCAGAGAACUCAAUGAUGGUCCAGUGAAACAGCUUAAAUCUGAAGAGGAGAAAGGGAGUUCAGACUUGCGUGUGUCUGGAUACCUGAACCUAGCUGCUGACCUGGCUCACAACUUCACAGAUGGUCUAGCAAUUGGGGCCUCUUUCCGAGGGGGCCGAGGACUAGGGAUCUUGACCACACUAACUGUCCUGCUACAUGAGGUGCCCCAUGAAGUUGGGGAUUUCGCCAUCCUUGUCCAAUCUGGCUGCAGCAAGAGGCAGGCGAUGCGUCUUCAACUGCUGACAGCACUGGGGGCCCUAGCAGGCACAACCUGUGCACUCUUGGCUGAAGGAGGAUCCCAGGGAAACAGUGCUGCUGGUGGUAGUGGCCCGGGUUGGGUCCUCCCUUUUACAGCUGGUGGUUUCAUCUAUGUGGCAACUGUGUCUGUAUUGCCUGAGCUACUGAGAGAGGCUUCUCCCCUGCAGUCCUUGCUGGAGGUUCUAGGGCUGUUGGGUGGAGUUGCUAUGAUGGUGCUGAUUGCCUACCUCGAAUGAGAGGUGGGAGACCCCUCCCCCUAAACCCUGGAGGGUAGUGUGACUUGAAUGGGGGACACUAGCCAAAGGGAGGAGAAGCCAAGUACCAGAAAGGUUACAGUCUAGAGGGGCAGCGAACUUGGGCUGGCCCAAUAGACCAGAAGGUCUCUCCCUGGAGCAGUAGACUUGAGAAUGAGAAGCUAGAAUGGCCUUAGUAUUGAGAAUUGACUGACAGUGGACUUGGGUUUGAGGUGGCGUGGCUAAAUAUGUGGCCAUGGAGGAAGGGCCAGCUCCAAGAAGGAAGGAAGAGGGAGCUACAGAAUAGCGACUCCUGUCACCUCUGUCCCCGAAUACCUGUUCUCCAGGGACCAAGCUGCCCCCAGCUGCUCCUCCCAUCUCUCCUGAGGAGGGCGUGCCUUUCUCAAAGGCCUGAGCCCUGGACCAAGGGGGUGGAGGGAAGGGGUCAGGAUUAAGGUCAAUCGUGUAUAGUGAUUCGGGUGGGGGGAGGGAAGU